Messenger RNA from Symbiodinium necroappetens, 628 nucleotides. The record is from the annotation of a GenBank genome assembly. Lineage: Eukaryota; Dinophyceae; Suessiales; Symbiodiniaceae.
AUGGGGGGUGAUGGCAGCGCUGCCAAGGGCAAGGCCAAGAAAAAGAAGAACAAGGCCAACCCCAAGGAGCGUGCGAGACAGAAGCGCAAAGCUGAGGCGAUCGAAGCCAAGCGGGUGCUGCCUUCGAACUACGAGACUGCUAGCCAUUCGCAUCUGGAGCUGCAGCGUGAUCUCAUCAGUGACCUCAAUGCCUUGCACAACACGUUGAUCGAAUUGCAGACCGCUUGCAAAUGGUAUACUGAGAAUGCGCCUCACUGGGUGCGGAAGAAGGCGCCGUUCCCCUUCCCUCACUUUCCAAGCUCUCCGAGCGUGUGGUAUUCGGCGAAGACUCAGAAGGACGCUCGCGGCAUUAUGUCUGGUCUCAUCGCCGAGGUCCACGGGGCGAGCAAUCUGGCCAAGCGUGGCUACGAGUUGUGCGUGUAUUACCACAAGAUGUUCGUGGAGCACAACCGCCACGGGGACGAGAAUCCGUUCCUUUCGUGGGUUCGUCCCCCAGCUGAACGGCCUAUGGACAAUGCUGAUGCUGCUGCUUCGUCUGGACCUCCGGCAGCUGGGUCUUCGGCUGGUGCUGGCUCUGGGUUGGCUGGAAGUACUGCUAAAGCUGCACCUGGUCCACGGCCGCGGCGGG